GGCGGGCUGCCUGAGGCGACGUUCGAGGCGCCUCCAGUCCCUCCGGAGAAGCCCGAAGGACGGAGCGAUGCUGCCCGCCGCUUGAGAGAGACCGAGGCACAGAGAGUCAGUCGAAGCCACCUCGGGUUUCCCCUCCGUUUUUGGGCCUCAUGGAGGGCUCCUCCUCGCCGCCGCCGGCCUAUUCGGAGCUGAAGCGGGGCCCCGGGACCGAGCUCCAACUCGACGGCGCUGGAGGGGGCGGAGGGGGCGGCGGGCCGGGCCCCGAGGAAGAGGAGGACGACGAAGCAGCGGCCGCGGCCCGGGCCCCCAAGAGCUACCUGUGGCUCAGCAUCUUCUCCUGCUUCUGCCCCGCUUACCCCAUCAACAUCGUGGCCUUCGUCUUCUCCGUCAUGGCCUUAAACAGUUAUACCCAAGGAGACAUAGAAGGGUCAAAACGACUGGGUCACAUUGCACUGUUGGUUGCCAUUGCAUCAAUUUUAAUUGGCCUUGUGAUGAUUGGAAUCAUUUGCAUAGUCCAUUUCACUACAUACGCCAUCUGAAAGCCAAGAUUUGGACCCUAAAGAGUUACCGUCUUCAAACCUGUGGGAAAGACAUGAGGAACCUCUCCUGCAAAGAUCUAGAAAUACGGAUCCAGGUGGUUUGAUUGGAAUCCAAUGAGUUUUGCUCAAAGCACCUUGCUGGUGAACAAACUGUUAGCUAGCGCUGGUUGCAGUGCUCUGCUGCAAGGUGAGCACUUCCCCCACCCCGUUAUGUCUCUGAAAAUGCCACUAUAGAGCAAUGCAUCCUCUCCUCCCCACCCUCCAAUACCAUGACUGCAUUUUAAUGUAAAUUAGAGGUGUCACCUCUGUCUGAAGCACUACCCUGUCUUGUUGGCAUGCGCACGCAUUCUGGUGUCUCCCAGGCUGGAGCUAUUGGCCUGGCUGGACUUUCCUGAUCGGCAAUGGAUGCUGAGCCAGAACCUGUGGGACCCUUUGGGUGGCCAGCCUGCCGUUGGCUGCAAUGGGGCAGUGGCCUCGGGUGACAAAGGCUAGGAGGCGGCAGCAAAGUGUUGGAAGAGAGCGACAUGUACCACGAGACCUGCUGUGCCUUCUCUUAGCUAGCCUGCCCAUUUGAGGGGUGGGGAAGGAUGGUGUCUUCUCGUCAAGGUACAUGGACUGGGAGAGAGCACCAUCUUCUUUGCACCCCAGGCUCCUCUCUGGAUGCACCUAAAGAGUGCCACCAUGGAACAUACAUGUGGACAUCUUUCACUUUCUGCCUCUGUUUUUUAGACCGUGCCUCUGCUUAUGUAUUUGUGCUCCUCCUGUUGUGCAUUGUUUCAGUGACUCUGUUAUCCAGUGGAUGGUGGCUCGUGUAGAGAACCAGGACUGGGUUAAGAGUGGUGAAGGUGGCAACCGUGGGCAGGGUGGCCAACCGACCAGGGAGAUGACAUGCACUCUGGUCUGCUUUUGUGCCUUUAAGGAGACUUUGGUUGGUAGACGUCAGCCAAAGGGGGAGCUUUUUACAGCUUGGAAAUAAAACAUGUUCACAGUCAAAUACUGUGCUGGAACCUGUAGCCCUGCAGAUAUUAUUGGACUGCAGCUCCCAGCAUCCCUCACCAUUGGUUGUCCUGACUGAGAGUUAUAAUCAAACAAUAUGCAAAGCCCCUACCUCUGUGCCUAUAGCUCUCUCCAAAGUGUUUUUAAGGACACGAUUCAGUGUCCAUAUAGAAAACUGACAAGCUUAGGGACAGCUGAAAAUUGAGAAUCUGAAGUUAAUUAGACUUGAUGUUGCUGACGUGAUGAAGGACAUAUUUAAAUCUUCCCCUUUCCUUGUGUCAUCCUGGAUGGAACUUGUGUGGAAACUGGAAAAGAUUCACCCCUUGAGCUACACUUUUAGCCAUGAUCCCAUGGUCACAAUAAAAUCAUGAAGGAACCUGGGAGGUAGUAACAACAGCCACCUGUGUCUGCUUGUGGUUUUUAAAACAAUGAAAUCAUGUUUGAAAAGGAAAAACGACACACACAAUAAACUUUGUAUCUUUCAUUGUUCAAGUAA
Messenger RNA from Anolis carolinensis (green anole), 2031 nucleotides. RefSeq names its product transmembrane protein 233 (gene tmem233). The transcript is spliced from 3 exons. The record is from RefSeq and is a predicted model, not a curated record. Gene Ontology annotation, cellular component: membrane. The coding region runs from base 150 to 539 and encodes 129 amino acids. NCBI's taxonomy places the organism in Eukaryota, Metazoa, Chordata, Lepidosauria, Squamata, Anolidae.